GUUGAUGGUUGCAGCAUGUUGUUGUGUCUAUAGUUUUGGAAUGCUCAGAACGACAUGCAUGGGGACGCCAUGGCGGAGAACAACCAAGAGGAUCAGGUCAACGCCGCUAUUAAUACCGCUAUACUAGUGGAUAGAAAUGGCACUGGCUCUUCCCCCCGCAUUCGACCUCGUCCGCAGUAUCCUUCCUUUGCGACGAUUGGUUGUCACUUUUUGGACAUUUAUCUGAUAAAGCAAUGCUUGUUGGGAGCCUUGUUGGUUCAGUGGUUGGCGCCGUGGUACCGAAGUUCCAGGAGCUUUGCUCGAGAGAAUGAUGUGGACGACAGGUGGUACUUCACCGCGGUUCUUUGUUUGGUGCAUACCGGUCUCUACCUGGGGGUCAAUCUGCCUUACUUUGUCAGGGACACGUACCAAGUGCAUCAAUCCUUGAAACUGUUUCGGAAACCGUCCAUGCAAGCUUCCAGGAAUCAACUUUCCAAGCUGGCUUUGGAUCAAGUCAUUGGUCAGUUGAUUGUUUCUCCAAUAUCUGCCUAUGUGGCUUUUCCCAUUCUGUUUCAACCCCUGUUGUUGGGUUUUGACAGCAGUGAUAGUGAUGGUACUGCCACCGGUAUUCCUUCGGUAGCUGGUUCCUUCUUGCAGUUGUUGUUUUGUUUACUGGCCAAUGACACGUUAUUCUACGUGAUGCACCGCUUGUUGCAUUCGAAAUGGUUGUACAAGAGUAUUCACAAACAACAUCACGAAUUUGUGGGUGCGGUGUCGUACGCAGCGGAAUACGCGCAUCCGCUGGAAGGUUUGUUAGCGAAUCAGUUGCCCACCGUGAGCGGUUUGUUUGUGUGGCGAAUGCAUCCCUUGUGUUUUUUUAUUUGGAUUGGGUUGCGGCUGCAAGAAACGUACGAGACACACAGUGGAUACAGGAGCGGAAGUAUUGUGUUUGGCAAGGACUAUCAAGUGGCACACCACGACUUUCACCACAGCUACAACCAAGGCAAUUUUGGAGCGUUUUACUUGGAUUGGAUGUUUGGUACGAUGGAUCAUUACCAGGCCAUGAGUGGCUACGAGGGCUAUCUGAAACUGAAGAGCUCGUAGUAUACUAAUAUAUAGUUUUAUUUUUGUUU
Molecule: messenger RNA, 1112 nt
Organism: Seminavis robusta
Lineage: Eukaryota; Bacillariophyta; Bacillariophyceae; Naviculales; Naviculaceae
Source: the annotation of a GenBank genome assembly